Molecule: messenger RNA, 9699 nt
Organism: Porites lobata
Lineage: Eukaryota; Metazoa; Cnidaria; Anthozoa; Scleractinia; Poritidae
Source: the annotation of a GenBank genome assembly
AUGACAGCAGCGGAGGGUUUGUAUUCAACGCUGGUCACUAACUGCAUCUUUAACGUUUUCUUGUUUUACACCGCUAUCGUGUUAAACAUCAUAACAAUACAAGCGCUGAGGAAAACGUCGUCGUUGCCAAGGACUUUGAAAACAUUGCUCUUGAGUUUGGCUGCUUCUGAUCUCGGUGUUGGUUUACUUGCCCACCCUGUUUUUGUUGCACAGCUCAUUAUUCAAAUACAACAAAACACUAGUGAUAAUGCUUAUGGUACAGUAUUUAACAUUUUCUCGGCCCUUCAGAAGAAUAUACUUGCUUGUGUAUCGUUUUUUAGUGUUGUCGCUAUAACUGUUGAUAGAUUCUUAGCCAUUCAUCUUCAUCUCAGAUACCAGGAACUUGUAACCCACAAGCGUGUUAUUGCUGUAGUGAUAUCUAUUUGGGUUAUCAGCGCAUUUCUUUCUUUAGUUUUCCCUGCAGCUCGUUUGGAAUGGAUUCCAAAAAACGUUCCUGGGAUUAUGUUUGCAGCCAGAGACGCUGUUUGUUUCAUAACUACAGGAUUUCUCCACUAUAAGAUAUACGCAUCUGUACGACACCACACAGGCCACAUCCAAGCUCUGCAAGUACAAGACGAAGUACAGAAUAGCGAAACGAAAAAUGCUGUGAGGCUGAGAAAAACUGCACUUGCUACAUUUUACAUCUAUUUCCUGUUUUUGGCUUGUUAUGUGCCAAUCUUUUGUGUCAACCUUGCCGAUCUAUUCUGUGAUGAAACUGCCUUGAUACAGCAUUUGUGGGAUUAUGUUUUUACACUUAUGCUUUCCAAUUCAUCUCUCAAUCCUUUGAUCUACAGCUGGAAGAUGAGACACAUUCGACAUGCUGUUAUAAACAUACUUCGAAGCGUACUCCCGUGUCGCCACUAAAACAAUUAAGGGCCUGUUACAUGGAGGUGGGGGACCCUAGGUAGGUGUCGUAACCCGCUCAGAUGGAGUGAAAAUAUAAACUGCGUUUAGACGCAAUGUUGCCACCCCGUCAUCCUAGGCUGCAUUUUCUCAAUAUUAUUAGAUGGUCAAUAUGCAUGUAAACCAAACAAAAUGGCGAGAAAACGACUUGUGUUGGCGGUUAAUUCUCUUCUACUCUGGCACUUGCUGCAUCCCUUUAGUGUUGUGGCUUUCUAUUGUCACUUUUAAUGAUGCAAAGCCUCGGCUAAAGGUAGUUAGUUGUUCAGUCAACGAAUUUGUUGUAAACACGAAUCCGAAAUAGGCUAGGCGGGUUACCCCACCUUGAACACUUACGUGCAAAAUAUGACCCCCGCUGAGAGGGUUACACAGACUUGCAGACCGGCGGUUGGAAACAAUUUCCGAUUAUACAAAAAUAACGCAGAUCUUCAAAACAACUUGACGUUACCAUGGUAGCAAGUCCGCUUACGAAAAUAAUGAUGACGUGUAUUAAGGUGUUUCGAUAGAGUUUUUCGGAGACCAUACCGAUAUUUUUCAGUCGCCUUAAAGGGGAUUUUAUCCAUGUCCGAUCGCUAUAAAAUUUUGCCAGUGAUUGACUAUGGAUUGAAGUUUGUCAAAACGUAGUUUUAACUAAAAUCGAUAUUACUAUGACAACAAUAAACAAAAAAAUUGGAAAUUGAUAAAAGCCGAAUUUUGCGCAAUCUAUACCUGCUACUAAAAAUCCAACACUAGCAACUUAAAGUUUGGUGUUUAGCAAAUAACCUCCGUGAGAAGUAAAAAAUUCUGUAUGUUUGAAUUCAAAUAAAACGUAAAUAUAUUUCAAACCUCGUAUUUCAAUAGCCGUGAUAAAUUAGAGGUCGACCAGUCAUUUUAAUGGCGAAUAAGAAUACAACGAAACCCGCAUAAAGAACCCGUGAUCUUCUGUGAAAGGCUGAUUCAGAAAUGGUUCUUAGAUGUUGGAUUCAGUAGUGAUGAACCAAGGUGCGAAGUUGAGCACAGGUUCUUAGUUAAAGAUGAGAAUAAUUGUCCACAAAAUAAGUGGUAUCUACUUCUCAGUAACAUUAUAUUCACUCUCAGUAUUGUUAAUUUUUAAAAGCCCUUAAGACACCCACAUCUGUACAAGUGUAUAAGGGCCUUAUACUACGCAGUUACUUUAAUACAGCUGAGCGUUUCACUCUAUCUAAUCGCGUUUUUACGACUGCCAUAGAAACAUCGGCCAAGAUGCGACGGAGAGUAAUCUGUUAGGUUUAUACACAGAAUAGGCACAUGAGAAUAGGGUGUAUGGGACUGAAACGCAAUCUGAUCUUUUAGAGCCAUGUAAUUUAGGGACAUUUCAAAACGUAGUCUGGGACAUCUUAAGACAACAUGGUUACUUGGUCAAUCCAUUAAUUGGAAAAAGGAUACAGCAGCAGCAGCAGCAGCAGCAAGCACAGCAACAGCAUCAGUCCCCAUACCAAAUGAGGCUGCCCAAUCCACCCAAACAUUAACCCCUCAUCUUAUACACAGCCAACUGAUAACAAUCCUCAAGCAGGCGACGCGCUCGAUACGCGCCCCCUCUCAAGAAAAAAGACAUAAUUGUAUUUUGUGCGUGCAUCUAUCACACAAGGAAAGAAACAAAUCCGUUCAACUUACACCAUCCACAAACAAACAUUAAAAAAUACUCGGCGGCAAGGAAAAAAGGCGCCGUUCUCUCCUUUCUUCAAGUAUACAUCAGGCUGCUCUUUCUUGUGAAAACUUGGUUCCCAGGUUCUGUCCUACUCGCUCCAUAGGGACGGGUAGGAGAGAACCCUGGGAUCGAGGUUGUUUCUUGUGACUUCUCAAAGGGAUAAGGACAAUCCAUCAGUUUUGCUACCGUGAUUUAUAAAAUAGUUUUAAAGAAGAUGUGCAUACAGCUUGUAAAUUUUGCUUUAAAUUCUUUGGAUCGUCCAUUUGUAGUGAUAAAGGGGGUGUCAAAAUACACCUUGUUUAAAAAGGCGGAUAAUGUAUGUUAGCUAUGCAGUCAAAAAAGUAAAUAAGUAACUUUGUGUAUUUUUAUUUUCUAUUUACGUUGAUUGUACUAUUACCAUAUUUAAGGUCCCUGUAUCACCUCUCAUCUCAUAACGGUGGGUCGGGCUUGAAAAAGCUUCAGUUAACCCUUGUCAAAACCCCUAACAUAGGUGAUCAUUUAAUUUCUCCUCUUGGUAACUGUGCUAAAUCAAAAAUAACGGUUGUGAGAAAACAGGAAAUGCAAGUAAAACAUUUCUUGAUUGUUAUACAAAUUCUCCUCACCAGUACCGAAGAUAACAUAUACUGAACAGUGUGGAGAAUGACGCUGGCAAUAUUUGGGUUAAGUGCUGCGGGUGUGGGUGGGGGCCCAUUUGUGUCAGUAUUACUUUCCUUCACACUAACCACAUAAAGCGUAAGAAAUUUCUGACAUAUAUUUUCACUGGUACAAAUAGUUUUUCUCCUUCUCGUUGAGCUCUUGACGUACACAGAGGAUAAAUGUUGAUUGCGCAGCUUUACUUUCCAGCAAUAGAUACGUCUCUUUGACCCUCUCUCAGCUCCAAGAAGAAAAUAAAUAUUUCUUCGCUUUUGUUCUAUGGUUUACCCUUGGAAUGCUAUCAGCCCUAGUAUUAACAGUUAUAAGUUUAUAGAACAAUUUUGUAAGUUAUUGUAAAAAUAUGUUACGUAGCUAACUUUGUAACGCCUUACAUUUAUAUUCGUAUUGGGUGAAGUCGGUUACAUGACUGAAUUAAAGAAUUUGUCUUCUGUAAAUGCUUUUUUCUUUUUCUUUUCUAGUCGUCUCCUACUUAUCCUAUUUACCUUUCUUUCAAUAUCCUCGAUCCUUUGCUGCGGCCGGGAGCAGGCAGUUUUCUACAGAUCACAGUACUCUUGUACUGUAACGGAAUAUGUUAAACAUCAACGUCCUAACAACUCACGUGCGUGAAAGUUAAAACUGCUUAGUUUUGUAAGAAUCUUCUGUCUCCUUUGUAAAUGGCUUUACCAUUUGUAUGAACGCUGAUUUUUGUCUCUUUAUUAAAAGAACGUUCAAACCUUUUUUUCUGAAGAUGAGUAUUUUAAGGCAACGUAAAUCCCUCAUUAAACGUCCUUCCCCGUCGUUAAUCACCGUCUUGGACGACACACUACCCCCUUGUCCCAGCCCGCCCUCUGGCUCGUUUGGUUACGCGAACAUCGCAUUAAUUGUUCCCGCCUCCGGCCGCGUCACGUGACUUCAAAUUUCGCGCCAGUAGUGUGGCCGUUUUACAAAGGGAACAAAAUUUUACGGAAACAGCAACAUGGAAACGUGAGUAUUUUGUACACUAUUUUCUUUACUUGUACCUAAAAUUUCGAGCCAAGCACUAGGUUGCCUGCUUGCAGACGUCUCCUAUUCCCUUUGUUGCACGCAGCACUAACGGACCAUUGAAGUAUUUAUAGCCUUUAACAGUUCUAUGGUUAUCAGAGUCGAACUGUUUUUAAAAAGAAGGCGAAGAGAUUCAAGAGGGCUAUUGUAGGUCUCGGUAUUCGCUAAGUUUCGCAAGAUUUUCGUUAUAUAUUGAACCAAGUAUUGAAAGUAUUAUGCUGACCAUUGAAGAAUUUACUUGUCAAGCUUUAAACCAUGAGUUAUUUGAUGAACAGUUUGCAGGGGUUUCUAUAUACAUGUCAAUGUCCGCGAGAAAGAGCAAAACAAGGAGGCCCCAUUAGGGGGGGGGGGGGUCUUAAUAUCCCGUAUCCCUGUAAUUUUUUGACCAAAUAUCCCGUAUCCCAUAAAUUCCGGUCACAAAUAUCCCGGAAAUUAAAGUAUCGGCCAUUUUUCAUAUGUUACUUGCUACGAUAUAUUUUAUAAUAUUCGUUCACUGGCAUUAAAACGUAAACUGGAAAAGUAUAGUUUUCAAGGAGCUUAUUGUGACAGUUGUUUAAACUGCUGUCAUUCAAAAUAUGGUGGAUAUCAAGUGGAAAGUUAACAAAUGUUGCCACCAAAAUCACCUUUGUAUACCAGUUGAUAUAAUUAGCUUACCUAAUGCCCUUAAUUUCUACAUAUCGCCUGCUACCAAAGUCCUUUUUCAUUUUGUUCCUUUAUUAGUUAGUUGCCGUCCUGAGCAUUUGGGGAGUAUUCAUAAUUUACCUAGAGGGUGGGCUAUGAUGGUUUUGAGGGGGGGAGGGAGGGUCAGAUCACUCUUUUUUCCUACUAUGAUUUAGGGGGGGCUGUGGAAAAUUUCCAACGAAAAUUACAUCGAGCAUAGCGGAGGGGGGGGGGGGCAACCAUUUUUUUCCUGAAAAAGAAAAGGAAAUGAAAAUAUGCUGUUGGGCGCUCUUAUAAUUCCUGUCUUUUAUUUCAUUUCGACAAAAUGUUGAUACAGAACUAGAGUAUGAAACUUGAUGCAUGACGCCCACUUCUUGUGCUACAAGGUCUCUUUGCGAGUGGCUCAAACUCACUCUCGUCACCCUCCUUACUCUCGCUCUCCUCACUCUCACUCUCCUUACACUCGCUCUCCUCACUCCGUGUUUCCCCCAAGACAUUGUCGUCGCCUUCGUCAUCAUCAUCAUCAUCAUCAUCUGAGACUGCUUCUGGCUCUUGUAAAAGACGUUGCCCUGUUUCAGUCAUGGUUCUCAAUGCCUCAGCCCCAGUCUCUUUCAAAUGAGUGGUAAUCAGUUCCAGUUUUUCUUUUUUCAGCUUUUUUCCCAGGGUAACGAGUGAUUCUUCCAAAUAUAAUUAAGUCAAGUUCCGAAACGUAAAGAGAAUUUAGCCCUUCAGUCAGAAGAAGCUCCUCCCAAUUGUAAUCUCCAUAGCUCUUAGAUGCUCUUGCGCGCCUCUUUUGAGCAGUUUCCUGAGUUCGUAGAUUUUUGCAAUAGGAUAAGUGUUUUAAAUGGUCUAUGUAAUUCUUAACCAGCUCCUCAGAAACCACAAAGGCUACAGAAAAUUCAGCAAUCUCUUUUGUUGCCAACUUUCCUUCUGCGAAAUAUUUUUUAAUUUGCGCCCUAUGUUAAUUACCAAUAAAGCUCAAUAUACCUGUCACAAGACUUUGAUAUGGCUGAGGGUGAGUUUGACAUGUUGUACUUAUGUGCUGGGGGAGGGGGGAGCUACGAUAUUUUCCUUUGAUAAAUCAACAUCCCUCGAGGGGGGGUCAGAAAAAAAACCCUGAGAUGAUCAGGGGGGGCUUCAAAAAAAUGAAAGGAAAAAAAUAAGGAAAUCAUCAUAGCCCACCCUCUAGAUAAAUUAUGAAUGCUCCCUUGGUUAAUUCAUGUGUUCUGUGCAUGCAGUCCAGUGCACAAAUGGUACAACUUGUGUCAAACAGCAGUUUAUCUUUGGUAUUAAUCAACCAUAGAGACAUUAGUGUCAUUAGUAAGCGUGGAUAUUUUGUUUCUCUUCAAGUUUUGUCUGAAAGGACCAUUUGGAGACUGGUUUGUCGCAGUUGAUUUUAUAAAUACACGACGUAACGUCAUGAAUGACUUUGACCUGCGCCAUUACAGAGGUCUCGCCUCGAUCAGGUGGCGCUGCCUCGAUCGAGUGUUGGUGCGCUAUUUUCAGUACUUCAAGUUACCCCCACAUAGUGCCCAUGAUGAACCGAUGACUGGUCAAACGGUUUGUUUUACACUUAUAUAUUUUUCAUUUAUAUCUAAUCGUCAACAAAAAUACAGAAAAGGACAUGUAUUUAGUAUAACGUUUCUCAGCAAACAUCUGAUAUGUUACAAUUUUUUGCGAAUAUCCUGUAUCCCUGAAACUAUAACUUCUCAAUAUCCUGUAUCCCAAUAACUUUUUCCUCAAAUAUCCCGUAUCCCGGUAAUUUUUUCCGCGAAUAUCCCGUAUCCCGAAAACCCCUAAUGGGGCCUCAACAAUGUCAACAUUUGAAACAAUAGUUUAUACAAAAAAAUCCCGUUAAGCUGCGACAAAAUUGUUACGCCAACGGUAAUAUGUAUGUAAUAAAUUUGCGGAAAUGCAAGCCGAAACUUCGUUUGAGGAGACUGGCCGUUAAAGAAUUGAAAUUAGCCUGCGCGGGUUCGCGAUAGUCACGCGCGCGUGAAUUCUCUCCCUACACGUAUAUGAUUGUCUGAAUGGUGGGGCGAAGAGACCAGGUGAUCGCUACCAGCCAAUAACAACUACCUAUUACAUCGGAAACAGCAGCUGUAGCUUUGAAAGAAAGCAUACAAUUUUUUUUAACCAGAUAAUAUAAAAUAAAACGACUAAAAGGGAAGAGCACUCUUAUCGUCAGUUAGGACUUGGUAAUUCCUCCUUUUACGCAGCUAAAUAACUUUUAGUACUCCCCAGGUACUCCCGUUAAAACCUUUGAAAACAAUGACCAAAACAAAAAAAGACUUUGGAAUUAAUGGCAGUUGUUGUUUAAAAAAGCAUGUCAUUUUUUUUUACAGAUGGUUAAUAUUUCGGUCUAAAUUGUUAAAACUCGUCAACGUGGACUGUUGAACAUAAACUCUAAAUGAAGAUCCUGGAUCAGGUGACAGUCGGAUCAGGUUCUAUACAUAUGUACCUUGUUUUGACUAAGACCUACGAGCAAAGUUUUUGUCCCUGUUUGUGCUUGUGUUAUUAUUACUAUUUUUUUAAAUUUACAUUGCUUUAUUCAGUUGUUAUUAUUAUUAUUAUUAUUGAUUUACUUAUUUAUUUUUUGUUGUUUAACGUCUUGAUUCACUGCAUUCCCGCUGCAAAGGAGAUAUUAUACUUUUUCGCAAUAAAGUUUCAUCUCUCUGUAACGAAGUUUAUUUUUUAUUGAUGACGAAUCGACGUCGUGUUGACUGAAAAAUUAAAAACUUAAAAAGUUCUCAGAGACAUGUUUUUGUUGAUCAAUUUUAUCUUUUUACCUCCCACAAAUUGGUAAAGCAAAUUAUUCAGUGUCAGAGUCAGCGACCAUUUAAAGCUGUCUAAGGUACCGUAAUAGCUUGCUGGCUUGUGCGCGGGUUGUGACGUUGCAACAUGAGUUAAGUUUUCAGUAAGAUUCAAUAUGCACAAACAAUUAGGGGAAACAUCCUUAAAAGACCAAAAGGCAUUCGUUGUAAGUAAAGAUCACACUAUAACCAAGAGUUGUAACAGGUUUUUAUUGAUCCAUUUUUGAACUUAUGCCGACUGAGGGGCCAUGAUAUAUUUAGUUCCUCAUGCUUUUCUACCGUUGAUAUUUGUGAUGCACCAAGAACCAGCUGCUGUGUUACCAUCAGCGCUAGUUGUAUUCUCAAAAAGUUAAAUAAGCAUUGAAAUAAAUUCCAAUUUCGGUGGUGUGCCGUCUAAUGAGCUUUUUGAGCUCGAAUUGACACUAAAGAACCCUUUAUAUUAAAAUUUGUGUUUGGUGUUCUCUGCGUCAUCUGCUAAACUUGGCCUAGAUGAUUAACAGUUUCGGGGGGAGUACUUAAGCCAAUUUAGGAUAAGCGCGUGUCACGAAGGUUUUUAGGCUUAUUUUGUAAAGGGAAAUAACGUCCAUAAAGGAAAAAUGACACCCUGUUUGAGGGAAAAUCGGUAAUGUAAAACGUUUACAUGGACAAUUCAUAACGCAUACAAAUUUGGAAUGAGUGUUGUUGGAUGGUUUUUGUUAAUAGUGCGUUAAAAGAUAACUUAGUUUUAGGACUUUAAGACGGCUCAGGUCCCAUGAUAUCGGGCACCCUGUCAAAGGACCACAAUACCUAAUGAAUGAUACCCUACUUAGGGCAUGGCCUACAGGGUAGCCUUAGGUAAUCUGAAUUGGAGUCCCCCCCCCGGUCAGUUCCGUUAGAAAACAAAUUUAAAUAAGGAUAAAAUGAAUAUUUUAUUGUAGACUUUAUAAGCAGUCAAUGGGCUAAGAGAUUUAACUGCGAAACGGAAAAAAUAGAGCGGAAGACUGCAAAGUGGGGCAGGUGCUCGUGUGAAACAUACUUCAAACAGGCGAAUGGAAACUUUGCAAAAAUCUUCCUUUACAUAGGAAGCACUAACACGUCAUUGCAGUUUUUUUAUAACCUCUCACAAUGACAGCAGCGGAGGGUUUGUAUUCAACGCUGGUCGCUAACUGCAUCUUUAACGUUUUCUUGCUUUACACCGCUAUUGCGUUAAACAUCAUAACAAUACAAGCGCUGAGGAAAACGUCGUCGUUGCCAAGGACUUUGAAAACAUUGCUCUUGAGUUUGGCUGUUUCUGAUCUUGGUGUUGGUUUACUUGUCCAACCUAUUUUUGUUGCACAUCUCAUUAUUCAAGUACUACAAAACACUAGCGAUAAUGCUUAUGAUUCAGUAUUUGUCAUUUUCUAUCAAACACUUGAAGCUGCACUUGCUUACGCAUCGUUUUUUAGUGUUGCCGCUAUAACUGUUGAUAGAUUCUUAGCCAUUCAUCUUCAUCUCAGAUACCAGGAACUUGUAACUCACAAGCGUGUUAUUGCUGUAGUGAUAUCUACUUGGGUUAUCAGCGCAUUUCUUUCCUUACUUUUACCUGCAGCUCGUUUGGACUGGAUUCCAAAAAAAGUUCCUUGGAUUAUGUUUGCAGCCAUCGAAGCUGUUUGUUUCAUAACUACAGGAUUUCUCCACUACAAGAUAUACGCAUCUGUACGACACCACACAGAUCAAAUCCAAGCUCUGCAAGUACAAGAAGAAGCACAGAAUAGAGAAAUGAAAAAUGCUGUGAGGCUGAGAAAAACCGCACUUGCUACAUUUUAUAUCUAUUUCCUCUUUUUGGCUUGUUAUGUGCCAAUGUUUUGUGUCAACCUUGCCGAACUGUUCUGUGAUGAAACUGCCUUGAUCCACCAUUUGUGGUAUUAUGUUUUGACGAUUAUGCUUUCUAAUUCAUCUCUCAAUCCUUUGAUCUACAGCUGGAAGAUG